Molecule: messenger RNA, 1299 nt
Organism: Effrenium voratum
Lineage: Eukaryota; Dinophyceae; Suessiales; Symbiodiniaceae
Source: the annotation of a GenBank genome assembly
AGGCUAUGUGGCCAUGGACGAAGACCGAGCCCCGCCGCGUUUGCUUCUAGGCAUGUUGGCCGCCAGCAUGUUCUGGCUCCCGCUGACGCUCUUCGUCUCUUCCCGGCCGUCCGAGGUCGCCAGCUGGGCUGCGCCGGCCGCCGGGGAUUCCGCUCUGGCCACCGCGGAGAAUGACAGGCCCGUGAUCGCGCUCCUCGCCAGCGACUGCGGAAUCCUGUACAACUGCAGCUCCUACAUCCCAGCAUCCUACGUGCGGUGGGUGCAGCAGGGCGGCGCUCUUGUGGUGCCUUUGCAUCCCAAGAUGGAGGCGCGGGCCAGUGCAGUCCUCUUGGCGUUGUGGCACCUUCGAAACCCCUUUGAGGCGGAGUUCGACCACGUGCUGAGCCACUCCAAUGGGGUCUUGACGAUAGGAGGCUUCUUCAAGAUGAACGGCACGGCGGACCAGUGGAUGGCCCGGGUCUUCGCGCACGCCAUGCGCGCUGCAAGACGCGGCGAGGUCUUCCCGGUUUGGGCCACCUGUGUUGGCAUCCACGACCUGGCACAGCUGGCCACUGGCCGGGUCUAUGCGGAGUUCCUCAGCCGCACCUAUGCAGACAAUGUGGCGCUGCCGCUGCUUUUUGAGGGUGACUUGGCGCGCUUCUUCGAUGAGCAGCGCUGGCCAGGGUCCAGCACCUUCCAGCGGUGGCUGCAAGCUUCGGCCAUCACCUUCCAGCACCAUGAGUGGGGCAUCCUGAGAAGCACCUUCUCGCAGAUCAAGGAGCUGUCGGAGAGCUUCGAGGUGCUGGCCAGCAGCGUGGAUCAGCGGGGCCAGCGCUUCGUGUCGCUGAUGCAGCACCGGCAGGCGCCCCUCUUCGCCUCGGCCUUCCACCCCGAGAAGCCGGCCUUCGAGUGGGGCGUGCACCGCCACGGCCUGCUGCGGAACACCGCCAUUCCGCACUCCCGGCAGGCGGUGCUGGCGAACCUGCACUUCGGCGCCGUCUUUGUGCAGCAGGCCCGCCGCAACUUCCGGCGCUUCGAGAAGGCGGAUUUGUCGAAUCGCUUGAUCUUCAACAGCCCCAUCUUCUACACCGCCAGAUUGCCGCAGCUGAUCCGGUACUUCGAGGAAGCGUUUGGUUGAAACAACGGGGGCUUACACGCACUCAAACAAGGGCUUGCUUGCCCCGCCCUGCUUCGAGGAGUGCUACAUCUUUUCCUAGGCUCGCGACAACGCUCCGCGCGCCUAGGAUUGAUCUCUCGGCUUAGAGGGAAGGGAAUAGCCUCCGCGGGAGAGAGAUAAAUUCCCUCUAUUUCUGAAGUUAG